Diceros bicornis minor is the source of this 1529-nucleotide messenger RNA. RefSeq names its product PAXIP1 associated glutamate rich protein 1 (gene PAGR1). The transcript has 3 exons. The record is from RefSeq and is a predicted model, not a curated record. NCBI's taxonomy places the organism in Eukaryota, Metazoa, Chordata, Mammalia, Perissodactyla, Rhinocerotidae. The coding region runs from base 544 to 1308 and encodes 254 amino acids.
CCACCAGGUGGUAUGCGCAUGCGCCAUCCCGGUGGCCAUCUUUACUGUGGGCCGAAGCUUAUUAUCCCCGAGUGCCUACUUGCGCAUGCGCCUUCCCUUGCUUUCCUCUUCCAAGUAGUUUUGACUAGAGUGGACCUCCCGCGCCAUCUCUGCGCCUGCGUACUGUGACCCUGCGCAACCCGGGAGGCGGGUCUUAGCUCCAGGUGCGUACGGCGGCUGAGGUGGCGGAAGUGCGAGGUGUGGGGAGAGGGGCGGUGUGAAGGCGAGAAGAGCGGGGCCGCCCCUCUCCGGCCCGGAAAGUGGUUUCUGCCGAUCCCUGGGAACAUCGGAAUACCGGAUCUCGAUCCGUGGGGCGGGAUCCUUGGAGGGGACUGAACGCUCCUUCCUGGGAACGGACGGUCUGGUCACAGGGACAGUUGGAGCCUGAUUGGAGAGACAUUCCCUAAACCCCUGGGGAGCCCAGUCCCUUGGGGGGGAGCGGGGGACCCCUAGCUUAGUACUCGUGCAUCUCCUAUCAUCGCAGGGCCCCUUCCCUAGUAGCCUAUGUCCCUUGUCCGGGGUCAUGGAGACAUUGCGGCCACUACGGCGGUGCCUCUGUCUGAAGAAGGGGAGGUGACCUCCGGCCUCCAGGCUCUGGCCGUGGAGGAUACCGGAGGCCCCUCUGCUUCGGCCAAUACACCCGAGGAAGAGGGGGAAGGGAGCCGGGAGGAGGCCGAGCGUGAGGGGUCCGGGGCCGAGGAGGUGCAGGGAGAAGCCCCUAGCGCUGAGGGGGAAGAACAUGCCAACGGAGAAUCCGAGGACUGGUGCGUGCCCUGCAGCGAUGAGGAGGUGGAGCUGCCCACAGAUGGGCGGUCCUGGAUGCCGCCGCCCUCCGAAAUCCAGCGGCUCUAUGAACUGCUGGCUGCCCACGGUACCCUGAAGCUUCAAGCUGAGAUCCUUCCCCGCCGGCCACCCACGCCUGAAGCCCAGAGUGAAGAGGAGAGAUCCGAUGAGGAGCCAGAGGCCAAAGAAGAGGAAGAGGAAAAACCGCACCUGCCCACAGAAUUUGACUUUGAUGAUGAACCAAUGACACCAAAGGACUCUCUGAUUGACCGGAGACGCACCCCAGGAAGCUCAGCCCGGAGCCAGAAACGGGAGGCCCGCCUGGACAAGGUCCUCUCAGACAUGAAGCGACACAAAAAGCUGGAGGAGCAGAUCCUUCGUACUGGCAGGGACCUCUUCAGCCUGGACGCAGAGGACCCAAACUCCACCAGCCCCCCACUCCGGUCCUCAGGGAGUAGUCUCUUCCCCCGGCAGCGGAAAUACUGAGACUGCUGCCGCUGCCUUUAGGAUGCAGAGUGUGGACCUGCUGGGGCCUUGGCCCUCCUGCUCUAACCCGGCGUGCUGGGAAACUUGGGAAAAAGAGAAACUCCAAGCUCCCAACCACAGCACUUUGCCAGAAAGAGGACCUGUGUGUAUGUUUUCUGUUGAACAUCUCUUUGGACACAUGUGCUGAAUUUUCUGAAUCUAAAAUAAAAAAUGGAAAGUUA